CGAUGAGGUCCGGAUGUUGUUGGUGCGGCACCGUGACCUCACGUGACCCGGGCCUAGCCGGGCGAUGGGCGGCGGCCGCAGGUAGCAGACAGAUACGAUGGCGAUGUUUCGGACUGGGAUUCUUGUUUUAACAUCUCCACUUCCCCUUAUUCCAUCACGUAUUGCUCCAGUCCUGGCAGCAGCUGCUAAAAUUGUGGAACAUAUUUUAUAUGUUCACUUACACCCUGGUUUGGGACUUGCAGGAAAUCACAUUCAACUUGCUCCAGCUUACAUUCCAGCAAAUCGGGAGGUGUCCCAAAUACUGACACAUCUAUAUGCAAAAAGUUCAAAUGUUUGCGGUUACCUUGAUGUCAGGGUCGUUCUUUCAAAUAUUAAAAAUCAUUGCACAACUCAACGACCAUUUUCAUCAGUCCAAACGCUUUCAGAACCACCGGAGGUAGUCCUAACAGACUACAGUGUCGUAGACUUAAAUCAAUCCAAUUUAGUUAUGCAAUGUUUGGAAAAAUAUAUCCUGAGCUGCUACACUUGCAAACCCAACUUGAGGGGCAUGUUUUUACCAUGUGGGGUUGAUGAUGCAGAAAAUCUCUGCCCUGAUAUGGAGGAUUCCAGUCUGCGUGAAAGUAUUCCAAACUACAGUGAUGUUGUAUUAGGGGGCACCUUCGACCGACUCCAUUGUGCUCACAAGAUCCUUCUCAGUAUGUCAUGCCUUCUUACAAGAAAACGUUUAUUAAUCGGAGUGUCUGAUGGCGAAUUACUAAAUAAUAAAGUACUGAAGGAGUUGAUUGAACCGUACCAAGAUCGUGUGAAGAAGGUUAGGGAGUUCCUUUUGGAUGUGAAUCCUGCUGUACAAUACGAGCUUGUUUCUCUGAGAGAACGCUAUGGACCAUCUAUUACUGACUCGAAACUGAAGUGUAUUGUUGUUAGUGAUGAAACCCAAAAGGGUGGAGAAGCAGUGAACCGGAAGCGACAAGAAAAUGAUCUACAAGAGUUGGUAUUGCAUAAGAUCAGUCUGAUUAAAGAUGUCCAUCACACACACAAUGAGGAAGAAAAAAUCAGUUCAUCCACACUCAGAAAGCGACUGUUAGGAUCUUUGCUUAUACCUCCCAAAGAUUAUCCCAGAAUGCCAUCAAUUCCCUAUGUGAUUGGACUGACUGGGUGCAUGGGGAGUGGAAAGACAUCGGUUGUGCAGCACCUCCAGAGGAUGGGAGCAACUACCAUCAAUGCUGAUGCCGUGUGUCAUGAGUCAUACAAACCAGGCAAACCUGCUCAUCAGAAGAUUAUCCAGGAAUUUGGGCAAGACAUUCUAUUGAAAGAUGGAACAAUCAAUCGAGCUGCUUUGGAAAAGAUAGUCUUUGGAGAUGUUGAGAAACUAAAACGUUUAACAAGCAUUGUGUGGCCAGAGACUGCAAUUCUCAUAAAGCAGAUGAUCAGCAAGGCUGGUGCAGAGGGUAAAUCUGUAUGUGUGUUAGAUGCUGCACUCUUGCUGGAAGCUGGCUGGAUGGAUAUGGUUCAUGAGGUUUGGGUCAUUAUUGUUCCAGAGGAUGAGGCACUCAAGAGAAUUAUGGAAAGAGACAACAUUAAUGAAGAAGAUGCAAAGAAGCGGCUUGCAAACCAAUGGACCAGUGCCCAGCGGGUACACCAUGCCAAUGUUGUGCUUUGUACCCAGUGGGAGCCACAGUUCACAGAGGAGCAGAUCCAGAAGGCAUGGCAGCUCCUUCAGAAGCGUAGACCUACUUGUUGAUAUCUUCCAAAUCCACAGUCUCUUUUGCUCUUUUUUUAAUUGGAAGAAGGUUUUUCAGUAAUUCACAGAAGAUUGUCUAUUAGACUGUACAUCCUGAUAUUAAAUGCAUUGUUCAAACCA
Messenger RNA from Amblyraja radiata (thorny skate), 1861 nucleotides. It is a transcript of the gene coasy, whose product is annotated as CoA synthase. Bases 98 to 1741 code for a protein of 547 amino acids. Gene Ontology annotation, molecular function: dephospho-CoA kinase activity; ATP binding. The transcript has 10 exons. Gene Ontology annotation, biological process: coenzyme A biosynthetic process. NCBI's taxonomy places the organism in Eukaryota, Metazoa, Chordata, Chondrichthyes, Rajiformes, Rajidae. The record is from RefSeq and is a predicted model, not a curated record.